AUGGUUGUUUUAGAACCAGUAAAGGCCGCCAUUGUACAGUGUCUCAACCUUUACAAUUAUGCCGAUGCUGCUUUUCUAUCAGAAAGACUUUAUGCCGAAGUGGCCAAUGCUGAAGCCUUAUAUUUGUUAGGAUCCUGUUAUUAUCAUAUGAAGAAGCCAUGGAAAGUUUACAUGUUAUUAUCAAGUCAUAGAUCCAAGUCCCCAGACUGUCGAUAUCUCUUUGCCAAAAGUUGUUUUGAUCUUGAAAAAUAUAGUGAAGCAGAACUUGCGAUAUUAGAAACAAAUUUUGAUUUUGGAACGAGGAAUUUAGACAUGGUCAUUACAGAUUUUGGAGAGAAUGCCAGUUUUGCUCUCAGCUUGUUAGGACAUAUUUAUCAUAAAACUGAAAGGAAAUCUCAAGCCAUUGAAUGUUUUCAGGCCAGUUUGAAACUCAAUCCAUUUCUCUGGUCGUCUUUUGAAAUGCUCUGUGAAUUAGGAGACUUAACAGAUCCGAAGCAAAUUUUCAAAGUGACCAGCCAGAACUUUGCAUCCAUGUGCAAUUCGACCUCUCACAACCUCUCCAAUGCUUCACUCACCGAUCACAUGACAUCUCUGACACAAUUUUCUGCCAUUAAAUUAGAAGACACGUUCUCAACUUCUCAAAAAGACAUCUUCAGCCACACAAACAUAGCCACUCCUGACAACACACAGAGUAACAUAACACCAGAUCCUGACUACUCCCUACUUGCUCUUCCCAGUGCUCCCAGAGCCAAAAGAGGGAGCCUCUACAUUCAUCAUAAAGAUGUCAGCACCAAUUUGGUUGGAAUGUCACCCCUCACACCUAGUUUUGGCAUCAUGCCCCUUGAUCUAACACCCAUUCCACUGAGCCAGAACCUCAACACCGUCCUCGCCUCCAUGGCUUCUCCACUCCCCAUCUCACUAAAAAGUUCAGGUCCAAAAAGUUCAACAACUGCUGCGCCGCUGGUGUCAAUGCAUGGAGCCAUCAAACCGCCUGUCUUCAGUCAGUCAGGUAACACCAAUCUUCCUAAAGAUGUCACUUCAAAUACUGCACUGCUGGGAUGUCCCAGCCAUACCAUAGGUUUGAGGAGGAGUUCAAGAUUGUUCAACCACACAAGCAGUUCUGUCAAGGAGAACAAUAAAAACCAGGCCUCUAUAGAAAAUCGAUCGUCGACGAAUCGUGCUGGCAUUGGAGGUAAGAGAACAAAAUCAAAACUAACCUGGACACCUCAGCAGAUGAACGAACGCAACAGGAUUGAGUCUGGUUUGAUUCAGAGCAGUACAGGCAAUGGCAAGUCAUCAUCUGCAACAACACUCUCAACAACUGUAUGCACUGCAACGAAUGCAGCCCAACAGCAACAUGUUGCCGAGAUGCAGCGACAAUCUGCUAAUGGCUUGAUGCUUCUAUUGCAAGAUCUAGCUAGUGCCUACCAAACACUCUCCCAGUACAAGUGUGCACAGGCUAUUGAUAUAUUUGAGAACCUGCCAGGACAGCACAUGAACACUGGCUGGGUCCUCUGUCAGAUUGGUCGCGCUUAUUUUGAACUGUGUGAUUACAAGAAGGCUGAAAAGGUGUAUGCCAAAGUCCGAGAGCUGGAGCCGUAUCGCAUGGAAGGCAUGGAGAUAUACAGCACUGUACUCUGGCACCUGCAGCUUGAAGUUGAUCUCAGCGCUCUGGCUCAGGAUCUCACUGACAUCGACAAGUUGUCUCCUGAGGCUUGGUGUUCCACAGGCAAUUGUUUCAGUCUUCAGAAGGAGCAUGAUGUUGCCAUAAAAUUCUUCCAACGAGCCAUGCAAGUUGACCCAAACUUCACAUAUGCAUACACACUGCUUGGACAUGAGUAUGCAUUAAUUGAGGAACUCGAUAAGGCCAUGGCUGCAUUCGAUAACGCCAUCAGGAUCAAUCCCCGACACUAUAAUGCAUGGUAUGGAAUUGGCAUGGUCUACUACAAGCAAGAAAAAUUUUCACUGGCUGGCCUGUACUUUGAGAAAGCCCUUGCCAUCAAUCCAAGAAGUUCAGCUCUGUUGUGUCAUGUUGGAGUGGUCCAGCAUGCUUUGAAGAAAUCGAAUGCAGCUUUGAGAACAUUGGACUAUGCCAUCAGUAUCGAGCCUAAGAAUCCACUCUGCAAAUUCCACAAGGCAUCUGUACUCUUUGCCAACGAAAGACAUGCUGAGGCCCUGAAAGAAUUAGACGAACUGAAACAGAUUGUGCCGAAAGAAUCAUUAGUUUAUUUUCUUAUUGGAAAGAUACACAGAAAAAUGGGCAAUAUGCAUUUGGCCCUCAUAAACUUUUCCUGGGCCAUGGACCUCGACCCCAAGGGCACUAACAAUCACAUUAAGGAGACGAUAAAUAAGCGCUACAUGAUGGAUGAGGAAGAUUCUAGAACAAGUCCAACGACACCAAACGACAUGGAUGACUCGGUUAUGCAGAGAUCGCUCGAUGCUGCUAUGCCUCGAAUUAAUGAUUACGAAAGUGAUGAAUAUUAA
Helobdella robusta is the source of this 2484-nucleotide messenger RNA. RefSeq lists its product as hypothetical. Gene Ontology annotation, molecular function: protein binding. Gene Ontology annotation, cellular component: anaphase-promoting complex. The transcript is spliced from 19 exons. The record is from RefSeq and is a predicted model, not a curated record. The coding region runs from base 1 to 2484 and encodes 827 amino acids. Lineage: Eukaryota; Metazoa; Annelida; Clitellata; Rhynchobdellida; Glossiphoniidae. Gene Ontology annotation, biological process: cell division.